Molecule: messenger RNA, 621 nt
Organism: Heterobasidion irregulare TC 32-1
Lineage: Eukaryota; Fungi; Basidiomycota; Agaricomycetes; Russulales; Bondarzewiaceae
Exons: 4
Coding region: 1-621 (206 amino acids)
Biological process (GO): positive regulation of DNA-templated transcription, elongation; mRNA export from nucleus
Cellular component (GO): THO complex part of transcription export complex
Molecular function (GO): mRNA binding
Source: RefSeq, a predicted model, not a curated record
AUGGAUCUCCCUCCCUCACCAGACAGUGUCAUAGACGCUCUCCGUGAUCUCACCGACCCCGCGUCCCAGCUCAAAGACACCUCCACCGUGCACGCCCGCGCCGGCGCUCUCUUCGCCCGCCUCAAGGCCCUCAACCGCGCCGCAAAUGUCGCCACAAAGGCCCACAAGCAGGCCACCGCCGACGCGCGGCACCACAUGGACCAGACGCACCUAGAGCUCCAGAACCUCCUCUACGAGAAGAGGCAUCUCGAGCGCGAAAUUGACAAGUGCCGCCAGUUCGCGUCCAUAUAUCAGGACAUACCCAUGUACACGGUCGACCAAUUCGUCGAGCUGGCCCCUCCAGAGGCGCACGCCGAGGACGUCAUGUCCAACCAACACCAGCUCAUGCUCAACAGGCUCAGCUUCGAGCUGCAACCACGUCAUAGGUUGGACCAAAGGGUGAAGGAGCUCACUCAGCAAAAGGAAGAGCUUCUCAGAGACAGCAAAUCGAAGCUCGUCACAAUGGAGAGCGUAAAAGUACAGAUAGAUACCCUCGUCAAGACCGCAUCCGAAAUUCGAAAAAAGGUCGACGAGCUUGUGCCAUCAACAGUAUCACCCGUGGGCACGCCUUUACAGACCUGA